GGUGAUCAAUUAGGUGAGCUGCUGAACCGUUGCGGUCUGUCCUUCCUUGGUAGCCUCACAUUAGUAGGUAGUCGCUGGGCAUUCGUCAGCUGCGGGAUCAAAUUUGACGCACUGCCUCUGAUUAUAGUGCGCCAACAGCCUUUGCGCCAAUGUUCCCACCGCACGGAUAUGCUUGCCACUAACCAUCACUAGGCGAAUUCCUGAUCCGUCGACAAUCCAGGUGGUUUCAGCGAUUUUUCGUCGGCGAUCCCGGCAAACUUUGACUUCGAGGCCAUCUUCCAGGAUCUAUGCUUUCCGGGCAGGACCAAGGCAUCUCUUCUCAUUCUAAUCCUCAAUCUCCUUUGCGGCUCUGGUCGGAACCACUCAAGACUAACGACGACACUCCCCACCAGCGACGGCCGUUCCAAAAUCAAUCAUUGGGUCGACUCAAAAGUCGCGACCACACGCACCUGCCUCGCGUUCGAUCGCUGCACUGGACGGUCGGAUGCGCGCCUCCUGAAAGGUCGCCUUUAGAAAGGGAAUGGACGGCCUUGAUCGCGCCCUCAAGCUCUCGUCCAUCACAAUGGACAGCCUUGGUUGAGCCUCCUUCACUCUCUCUUCCGCAAUGGACGGCCGGCCGAGCAGCAAGCACCACUACCAUCAGCACCACCGCCAAUCCCCGCGCGUUGACCACGCGCUUCUAAGCCCCAGUAAGACCCGCCCCAGACGCUACCUCCCCCGGCUCUGCCUCCUCCUAUCCUCCGCUGUCUCCUCGAGCCGCCUGCUUCUAUUCCUCGCUGUGGGUGUCGCGUGCGUGUUCCUAUACUCCGUGCUUGAUAUCCGAUUAGAUGGCGGUGCAAUGGGGGACGGGGGGGGAGGAGGAGGUGGAGGAGGGGAUGGAGGUCCGGGAUUCGGUUCGUCGGCGGGCGAGUUCGCGAUCAGCUUCGGCAGCAGCCGCGGAAGCGGUAGCGGCAGCGCGGGGGGAUCGGCGGGAAGGGCGUUCUGGGGGGAUUCUAGGCGCGCGGCCGCAGCGAUAGACGAUCUGCUCGUAGCGGCCAUGCGCAAAUCGCGCUGGCGGGAUUUGGGGGAGUCGGCGCAGCAGCUGCUUUGGUCUUCCCCCGAUCCGGGGACAAAGGCGCGCGGAGCGGGGAAGGGCGGAGGCGGAGCGGGGGGCGCGGGGAGCAGCAGCGGGGGGGAGAGCCUGGCGGAACGGCGGAGGCUAAUGCGGCUAGGGUAUGAGGGCGGAGAAGGGGGGGAAGCGGGGGAGAAUGGGGGCAAAUCGGACCAAUCAGGAGCCGCGGCGAGCGCAAAAACCCUGUCCGCGUCUCUGAUUGGCUCCCGAGACCAGGGCUUACGUGGCAGUGCUGACGUGGAUCGUGCUCUAAACGAGCGCUUGGCUCGCGAUGUGACUAUAGUGAUCAGCGCAAAGCACACGUUCGGCACAGCAGCGGCGCAACUAGACGCGAUCCUAGCCUCCACCCCCCCGUGCCCCGUAAUUUACAUGAUUCCGGGGGCUAUGGACGCGCGCACGCGCGCGCACAUCAGGCGCAGACAAGCAGAGGGCGCGCGGGGGAUGUGGGGGGACUGGGCAGGCGCAGGGGGAGGGGGGGGAGCUGCCGGCGGGGGAUUAGGGUUUGAGGAUCAGGGGCAGAGGCGGAAGGGGAGGGGGAAGCAGAAGCAGGUGCGGGGAGGGCGGAGGAUACUCGUUAAAGAGAUGGAGGACCAAUACGCGAGCGGGUACUUAAUGCGAAACGCGUCGUCAGAGCUAAUUCGUACCAAGUACGUCCUUUUUGUGUUCUCUGACGUGUUCCCGUAUCGCCCCAACUGGCUGCAGCACCUGUUUCGAUUCGCUGAGAAGCGCCCAGAGGGGGUGGUGUUCCUGCCGUUUAUAUGGGAGUGGGGCGGGGAUGGGUUGGGGGGGCAGGUGAAGCAGCGCGCAGGGGGCAGCAGCAGAGGGGGCGCGGCAGGGGGAGGCGGAAAGGGAGGGGGGCGAGGAGCGGUGGCGUAUGGUGCCGGUGCUGCUGCAGGGGCUGCAGGCACUUCUGCUGCUGCUGCUGUUGCUGCUGGUGCUGCUGUUGCUGCUGGUGCUGCUGGUGCUGCUGGUGCUGCUGUUGCUACUGGUGCUGGUGUUACUGGUGCUGCUACUAGCAGUGCUACGGGUGGCACUGGUGGCGGCAGCAUGGGCAGUGGGUCGGUAGCAAAGCAGGAGGGCCUUAAAGCCCAUGCUGCCUUCGCCUCAGACAUGCUAUUCGACGAUUACAGCAACGACGGCAAGCUCUACCCGCAGCCAAUCGAGGACGUCCACGUGGCAGGCACACGGGAUCCGAGCCUCCUGGAGCCUCGGGAAUCUCCAGUAGGCGUGGAGGAUCACUGCAUGCUGGUUCGGCAGUCGUUUCUCUCCGAAGCUGUUUUGUUCGACCCUAGGGUUGGGUAUACCCGGCAGGAUUUAGACCUGGCGCUUACCACACGGUAUUUUAACUACAAGUCGUACUUAGUGCCGCAGUCUAUAGUGGUGUACCACCACCCGUCUUCGAGCGUCGGUGCGCGGGAUUUGAUUUACUUUGCGAAGCAGAGCGGGGACGACGUGUGCUCGGCCAAUCAGGUGUUUCUGCGGCACAAGUGGGGGAUUAUAACGGGGCAGCAGUGUAGAGGGUUCGUGGAUGCGACUCUAAGGAGUCACGUGUGGACCACAGAGCCUGUGGGGGGUGAAUCGCAGGCAGUUGAUCAUCAAGGGGCGGAUCCUCAGGGGGGUGAGGAAGGGAUGGAGGUGAGGGGUACAGCUGGUGCUAGUGGUGAGGAGGGUCGGGCAGGGGGAGGGAGAGAGGGAGUAGAGGCAGGUGGGAGAGCUGCUAGUGAUGACAUCAGCAGCAGCAGCAGCAGCACCACCACCACCACCCCCAUCCACACCCCCUCCCGCUUUCUCGUUCCCAAUGGCCAAUCAGAGCAGGCGCAGCUCGUCCUCGCCUUCUUCUCAUUGGCCGGCUUCAACCGCUUCCAGAUGCGCCACCUGCCAGCCUGGCAGUCGCUCCCCGCUGCCCCGCCAGCUGUCUGCCACGUCAGGGACAGGACCCUGUGCCAGAUCCCGAUCCCCUGGAUGGCUGUUGCCGCCCGGUUCGUGCCCUUUGUGGACCGACUUGCGACGCUCCCAGAUGCACUAGCAGAGUAUGGUAAAGCUGCUGCUGCGGCUGCUGCUGCGGCUGCUGCUGCUGGUGGUGGUAGUGGUGGUAGUGCUGGUGUAGGGAGUGGGAAAAUUGGGAGCAAGGAUAGAAAUAGCAGUGCCAUUGCCGAAGCUGAGGUUCGGGGAGAGCCGGAGCUGUGGUUCGGCCGAGCCGAGGAGUACCCGAGCCUGCGGGUGAACCGGGUGGAGGACCUGUGGCGGGCGGCGUCGCUGCGAGACGGGCAACUGUUCAUGAUUCGGCACGGAGUGGUCAAACACGGGGAGAAACAUCCAGGAAGGCGUGCUCCUGAGCUACCCUUCCUAAUGCGGCUAUACCACCCGUUUUUAAUGGUGGAACUAGAAAUGGAGGUGUUAACUGGGGCAGGUGGGGAGGGGGAUGAGGGGGAGGGGGAGGACAAGGGGUGGUGGAUGGGGGAGAGUGAGGGAGGGGUGGAAGUGGGGGGGGGGGUGAGAGGGGGCCGGGACAGGAGCAAGAGGACGGGAGGGGCGGGAAAGACGGUUCUGGAGUCGAGCCUGUUUGAUGGGCUGUCGGUGGUUGUGGAGGAGAAAUGCUUCUUCCCACCAUCAAUACCUUCAGCUUCAGCUUCCAACCUUUCAUCCUCCUCCUCCUUCUCCUCUUCUUCUUCCUCUUCCUCCUCUUCCAGAUUUACCUCUAUCAAAACCACCACGCCUGGCAGCGCUCCCAAUGCGUCCCAACCCCUAGGCACACUACUAACACCCUACCCUUCCUCCUCCACCGUACCUUCCUCCCAACCCUGCGCCCGUUCGGCACGGUACUUCCGAGCCUGGAUGUACGUUCGGCACACCGACCCGGACCACACAGCCCUCCACAUGUUUGACCGCUUCCGCCGCUCGCUCCGCCGCUCCCUGCCCUCCUCCCCCUCGGGGUGGAUCAGCACCACGCGCAUGCACUGGCUCGCGCCACGGUUACGGCACGCAGUAACGCGGUUACGCGUGGUGCGGUGCGUUCCGAGCAUCUCGGAUGGGUGCGAGAUGGGGUGGCGCGUUGGGGGGGUGCCGGACGCGUGGCGGCUGCUGCUGUGGGCGUGGCGGCCGCAGAGCGUGCGGACGGCGCAAGUGCUGUUGAUGAGCGCUGAUACUCCUGCUGUGGAUGAUUUUUCCACCAAGGCUCUGUGGACGUGAUCGGGAGUUCGGGGUUUGUAGCAUGCGAGUACAGUGGCGCACGGGAGGUAACAUGCACGCUACAGAUACGAUUUGCUUUAGGAGUGACACAUUAUUGGAGUGCGGCUUCACAACUAGGCAAAUGGUGAUGGUAAGGGCGUGCUGAACUGUGCACGUCCUUUGCACAAUGGUCGCAUGUAAAACUAUAGCAUUCAAUUUGAUAUUGCACAUUCAUGCUUCGAUACUUGUA
This is a messenger RNA of Closterium sp. NIES-67, 4529 nucleotides long. NCBI's taxonomy places the organism in Eukaryota, Viridiplantae, Streptophyta, Zygnematophyceae, Desmidiales, Closteriaceae. The record is from the annotation of a GenBank genome assembly.